AUGAUAAAAGCCAUUAUUAAUAAACUAAAGUCAUUAGGUGUAUCUCAGAAUUACGAUCAUGACGAUGAUCAUUAUCAUGACGAUGACGAUGAUCAUGACGAUGACGAUGAUCAUGACGAUGACAAUGACAAUGAUCAUGACGGUGACAAUGACGAUGAUCAUGAUCAUGACGAUGACGAUGAUCAUGACGAUGACGAUGGCGAUGAUCAUGAUCAUGACGACGACGAUGAUCAUGACGAUGACGAUGGCGAUGAUCAUGACGAUGACGAUGAUCAUGAUCUUGACGAUGACGAUGAUCAUGACGAUGACGAUGAUCAUGACGAUGACAAUGACGAUGAUCAUGACGAUGACGAUGAUCAUGACGAUGACAAUGACGAUGAUCAUGACGAUGACGAUGAUCAUGACGAUGACGAUGAUCAUGACGAUGACGAUGAUCAUGACGAUGACGAUGAUCAUAACGAUGACGAUGAUCAUGACGUUGUCGAUGAUCAUGACGAUGACGAUGAUCAUGACAAUGAUGAUGAUCAUGACGAUGACGAUGAUCAUGACGAUGACGAUGAUCAUGACGAUGACGAUGAUCAUGACGAUGACGAUGAUCAUGACGAUGACGAUGAUCAUGACGAUGACGAUGGCGAUAAACGUCAAAAAUGUCAGCAAAUAGCACAAAUACCACUUUCUUGA
Molecule: messenger RNA, 681 nt
Organism: Parnassius mnemosyne (clouded apollo)
Lineage: Eukaryota; Metazoa; Arthropoda; Insecta; Lepidoptera; Papilionidae
Source: the annotation of a GenBank genome assembly